Castor canadensis (American beaver) is the source of this 891-nucleotide messenger RNA. The record is from RefSeq and is a predicted model, not a curated record. NCBI's taxonomy places the organism in Eukaryota, Metazoa, Chordata, Mammalia, Rodentia, Castoridae.
AUGACAGAAGCUGAAGCUAUGGAGCCAGCCAUAGCAACAAGGAACUGUGCUCCCAAUGACACUGCAGAGACUCCUGCAAUAAGAACAUCUGAAAAAAGUCUAUGUCUGGAAUGUGACUAUAGACUGCAAGUUCCUAAGAGUAAGACAAUGGAGGCAGUAAAACUAGCUAUAGAUGCCGGGUUCCGCCAUAUUGACACUGCUUAUUCAUACCAAGUAGAAGAAGAAGUAGGACUGGCCAUUCAAAGUAAGAUUGAAGAUGGCACUCUGAAGAGAGAUGACAUUUUCCUCACCUCAAAGCUUUGGUGCACUUUCCACCAUCCAGACCUCGUCCAACAAAACUUGGAAAGAUCACUAGAAAAACUUAAUUUGGACUAUGUUGACCUUUAUCUUAUUCAUUACCCUGUGCCAAUGAAGCCUGGUGAGGAGCUUUUUCCAACAGAUGAACAUGGAAAUUCAAUAUUUGACAAAGUGGAUCUCUGUGCCACAUGGGAGGCCAUGGAGAAGUGUAAGGAUGCAGGACUGGCCAAGUCCAUUGGAGUGUCUAACUUUAACCGCAGGCAGCUGGAGAUGAUCCUGAAUAAGCCAGGACUCAAGUACAAACCUGUGUGCAACCAAGUUGAAUGUCAUGUUUACCUCAACCAGAACAAACUGCUGGAUUUCUGCAAGUCAAAAGACAUUGUGCUGGUUGCCUAUAGUGCUAUGGGAACUCAACGGCCUAAACGAUGGGUGGACUCAAACGCCCCUGUUCUCUUGAAUGAUCCAGUUCUUUGUGCCAUGGCAAAAAAACAUAAUCGAAGUCCUGCCCAGAUUGCCCUUCGCUACCAUCUGCAACGUGGGAUUGUGACCUUGGCCCAGAGUUACAAAGAAAAGGAGAUAAGAGAGAACAUACAG